Messenger RNA from Panicum hallii, 1133 nucleotides. RefSeq names its product syntaxin-61-like. The transcript has 8 exons. Gene Ontology annotation, biological process: Golgi vesicle transport. NCBI's taxonomy places the organism in Eukaryota, Viridiplantae, Streptophyta, Magnoliopsida, Poales, Poaceae. The record is from RefSeq and is a predicted model, not a curated record. The coding region runs from base 221 to 931 and encodes 236 amino acids. Gene Ontology annotation, cellular component: membrane.
AAAAAAAAAAAAAAAACCGAGCGGAGAACGCAGGCGGAGGCCGGGGAUCAUCAAUGCUGCCGGGAUCUCCUCUCGACCCAGCCCCUGCCAAUUGAAUCCGCCCGGCGCCACCUCCGCCCGGACGUCUGCGCGAGGCCGCGGCGCUCCGGUAUUGCCAUGAGAGGAUGACCCCCGCGCAGGAUCCGUUCUACAUCGUCAAGGACGAGAUCCAGGAGUCGAUAUGCUGAUUGUUCACGAGAAAAUAUUUGAAGUAUUAGCUUUCCACCAAUCCAUCCAAAUUGACAAAGUGCAAGAUUCUUUCCACCAAUGGAAGCAGACGCCUGAAAAUACUGGAGAGUAUGUGCAUCUGACCAAAGAACUAUUAACCAGCUGUGAAAGUAUCCAAUGGCAGGUGGAUGAAUUGGAUAAGGCAAUUUCAGUUGCUGAGAGAGAUCCAGCAUUCUAUGGACUUAAUGAGGCUGAAAUUGGGAGAAGAAGAAGCUGGACAAGCACUGCACGUAACCAGGUGCUCUCUUUAAGGCGGAAUGUUGAAGCUGGAAGGAAAAAGAUUUUGUUUGGACAUUCAACCAACCCCUCUGAAUCGAUUAGAUCCAAGAAGCACAUUUCACAAGACAAUGAUGAAUUCAUUGCUUCAGAAUCUGAUCAGCAGAUGCUCCUGAUAAAGCGACAAGAUGAGGAGUUGGAUGCGCUUAGUGCUAGUGUCCAGCGAAUUGGAGGCGUAGGUCUCACUAUACAUGAUGAGCUUGUCGGGCAGGAGAAGCUUUUGGGUGAGCUGAACCUCGAUAUGGAAACUACUUCAAAUCGGCUUGACUUUGUGCAGAAAAGAGUGGCUAUGGUCAUGAAGAAGGCCAGCCUGAAGGGGCAGAUCAUGAUGAUCGCGUUCCUCGUGAUUCUUUUCAUCAUUCUUUUCGUUUUGGUGUUUUUGACUUGAGAUAUGGGUGUGAUCUGGGUGUAAUUCUAAUUCUGUACCAUGUCGCGUUCAGAACGGUGCUGGAUGAGCAGAAUUUGAGUCAUCCAUACAAGUGUAGACAGUAGAUAAGCACAUGUUUGUAAGAUGAUUGAUAGUUUGGCCAUUGUAAAAUUUUUUGUCCAUGCUUCAAUAUUUCAGCUAAAGAUACGACAGUAUAAGCCUA